Molecule: messenger RNA, 2074 nt
Organism: Physella acuta
Lineage: Eukaryota; Metazoa; Mollusca; Gastropoda; Physidae
Product: neuroligin-4, X-linked
Source: RefSeq, a predicted model, not a curated record
GAGUUGUCCAGAUAAGACUUGUGAUUAGCCUGUAGACAGACCACCAGCAGCCUGAGGUAGUGUAGCACUGAGCUGCGGCACUGGGGAGACGAUCAAAAUCUGAGCACACAAUGACCCUCACUCUACGCUCGUGUGUUGCUCUAAUCCUGCACGUGCUGGUAUGGAUGAGCACUCGAAUCUGUGCAGACGACCGUUACGUCAUUGUGUCCACGUCAUACGGCCAGGUGAGAGGGGUGACGGUUGACGAUGGAACAGAACCGAAAGUCAACAAGUUUAUGGGAAUUCCCUUUGCCAAGUCGACGGCAGGUAGUAGACGCUUUAAACCGCCUGAACCCCCAGAAAAAUGGAACGUGACCUUGGAUGCCUUGACACAAGGUCACGAAUGUUACCAGCCGAUGUUCCCAUUUUUUGACGGCAUCAUGAAACUUAGUGAGGACUGCCUCAAUCUGAACGUGUACGUGCCCCAGGGGGGCGGCUUGCAGCUGCCUGUCAUGGUGUGGAUCCACGGUGGGGGGUACAUUUCGGGGGCGGGCUGGACUUACAACGCGCCCUCCCUGGCUCGCAAGGGCGUGGUCGUGGUGACCAUCAACUACAGGCUCGGUGUCUUCGGGUUCCUGAGCACAGAAGAUGACGUCAUACCAGGGAACUUUGGCCUUCUGGACCAAAUUAUGGCACUCAAAUGGGUCAAGGCCAACAUCGCUUCCUUUGGUGGAGACCCGAACCGCGUGACCAUCUUCGGAGAGAGUGCCGGCUCCAGUAGUGUGUCCAUUCUAACGUUGUCUCCCCUUGCCAGAGGUCUGUUCACUAAGGCCAUCAUGCAGAGCGGCUCUAGCCUAACACCAUGGGCGAUAACUCUAUCUACUUCAAGUCUACCGCCAAAGAAAAUCGCCUCCCUUAUUGGAGCUAAAGUCAACUGCAGCUCAGGAAACUCCUCAGAGCUCCUGUCGUGUCUGCAGGAUGUUGGUGCUCUAGAGCUGCACGACGCUAGCAUGGAGGUGCAGGAGGAAACCGGAAUUAAGAUGCUAUUGACCCCGUGCGUGGAAACUACGUUUGGCGUGUUACCACAUCAUCCACACAAGCUCCUAAAAUCUGGCCAGUUCAACUACGUGGACACGAUUCAUGGCUUCAACUCUGACGAAGGCGGCGAGGGGAACAAAAACGGGACGUCGCGCGCAGAAUUCAGACAAUAUUUCCGGAACUUCUUUGACGCCUACAAGAUCGAAGAGGUGGACUCUCUGCUUGACGCUGUAGAACAGGCCUACCUGUACAACACCACGGACCGUCAAGACAUCAACAAAAAACUGUCAGCCGCCCGCACCGACUUUUACCACGCUGCCGCCACUUACCUGGAAAUCACGAGUCAUUCCGAGAGUGCCAGUGAGAGGAAACACUACCUGUACGAGUUUAGCUACAGGAAAAGCAUCAGUGAUCUCCCUUCGUGGGUCAGAGCCAUCCACGCCGAUGACAUACCCUUCCUCUUCCACGACUUUGUGUACCCGUUUUGGCAGAGUUCCCAGCCGCCCAGCCGUGACGACCUGCUGGUCUCUGAACAGCUGCAGACCUUGUGGACCAACUUCGCCAAGACAGCAGACCCGACGACGUCACUUCCGGUGGGCGGGGUCACGUGGCAGCCAUUUUCCGAUUGGUCAAAAAAGCGUCUGAAGAUCGACAGCCAGUCUGUGAUGGAGGGGUACGAUGGGCCGGCGGGGCUGUACGUCUACAUGAAGUUUCUAGAACUUGUGGAAAAGACGUUAAACACUGACGUCAUAGUGGGGUGAGCAUUGACGUCAAUUUAACGGACAAAAACCUUGAAAAUGUGAAAAUGCACCGCAAUUGCAAUCCGACCAGAAGUUGCUUGAUGUCAAAAUUUGUACUUGAUGUUGGUUUUCGUGAUACAUUUUUUCUUUAUGUUUUUAUGGAAAUGGUAAUCUAAAUACUGCUAAAACUCAAGUUUGUUUACGUUUGAAUAUUUAUUUGUUUGUCUGAUUGGCUACUGGAGAGAAUCUGCACUAUGUGUAGUGACGUCACAUGAUUUGUUUACUUUUUAGUACAAUAAAUGGCGGCUCCAAUACAA